AUGUCGUGGUCCUCACACUCUCUUUCUUCACGUCACCCCCUUUCCCAUUUCAACGGCGCCUUGUACGCUGGCUUGCUCGUUGCCCCGCUGCUCGUUGUGCGUUCGCUUCCUGGAAACUGGACUAGCCGAGGAUGCUUCACUGAUGAUCCUGCUUCCCGGACUCUCACGGGUGCAACAUUUACGAGCACUACAGCGAUGACUGUUGAGAACUGCAUUGCAUUCUGCUCCGGUUCAAACAAUGGAGCCAAUGGCAUUCCGGCUCAGUCUUCUAGCUUCAUUUUUGCCGGUGUUGAAUUUGGUCAAGAAUGCUACUGUGAUAAUUUCAUCGAAAAUGGCGGAACAAAUGCAUCCUUGUCAGAUUGUAACUCGGGAUGCACUGGCGAUGCAAACGAGUCAUGUGGUGGUCCUAACCGAUUAAAUCUAUUCUUUUCUGGUGGCACUCCACCUCCGGCACCAAUCGAGGUACCAAGCGUAGGCCAAUGGGGCUCUCUAGGUUGCUAUACAGAUGACGUUAAUGAUCGCACACUUUCUACACCCAUCGGCGUAGACGGCGAUAUGACCGUUCCGGCUUGUGUUGCCGCAUGCCAGGCGGACAACUUCCCGCUCGCAGGUCUCGAGUUCGCGACUCAAUGCUUCUGCGGGACCAGCAUUGAGGGCACAGGCGCUCCCGCAUCGUCUGGCUGCAACAUGGUUUGCCAAGGAAACUCCUCAACUCUGUGUGGUGGACCGAAUAGGUUGAACUUGUAUAACUUCACGGGAACAAUCACUGGCCCUCCUGUUGUUAAUCCACCCGCGGGCGGCGGAGGUGGAGGUGGAGGUGCAAAUCCAAACGUUCAUCCCGUUCUUUCGGGGCUGCCUACCCCUUGGAACUACAGCGGCUGCUAUGUAGACAACGCUCACGGGCGCAUUUUGGGUACUGAGCAGCCUGAUAACGAUUCGCUCACCGUGGAGUCUUGCAUUGACUUCUGCCAGGGAGGCAACUUCUCCUUAGCCGGCAUGGAGUUUGGAGUACAAUGCUUCUGUGACAACGAUGUAAUCGACGGUGGUGUUUUAGCCGCCUCUGACACGGAUUGCAACAUGGCCUGCGGCGGCAACUCGACCGAAGCGUGUGGCGGUCCGAAUCGGAUGUCCAUAUACUCGACGUCCAGUAACGUGACGACUCUGCCAGUUCCAACACCUCAAAACACUAGUUUGCCCGGAAACUGGAAAUAUGUCGGGUGUCUCGCGGAACCUGGAGCCGAUCGCGUUUUCCCUUAUCAGAUUAUUUUGGAGAAGAAUAAUUCGGCGACCAAUUGCUUGUCACUCUGUUCGACCUAUGGCUACCCCGCGGCAGGCAUGGAGUUCGGUGAUGAAUGCUGGUGUGGUGAUGUCGAGGAUAUUGCUAAUAACGGCGGUAAGAAUGCCUCAGAGGCCGACUGUGCUAUGGCAUGCUCAGGCGACCCGAUUCAUCUCUGCGGUGGUGCCGAACGCCUCAGUCUCUACGAAUGGGAGGGCGGCAUUAACACAUGGCACACUCCAGCAAAUACUGGGCGCUAUGAGUUCUUGAUUGGUGGUCUUGUAGUACCGCUCAUUGCUAACCUUGGCAUUAACGAAAAGGUCCAAUUUCUCGAGAAGUUCGGGACAGGACCGCCUAAUUCAACGGGUGCCUACGAACUGGAUCUAUCACUCACCGAUGACUUCAGUAAAGCAUGGAGGGAAAUGCAUGUCAAGACGGACGUCUUCUGUUCUGCCGGCUUGACUCUUCCAGAUAAAGCUGGUCGUCUGAUCAACGUUGGUGGUUGGUCAUUGGACUCGACUUUCGGUAUUCGUUUGUAUACUCCGAGCGGAUCUGACGGCGUCAACGGGACUACGGAUUGGGAGGAAAAUGUCCAAGAGUUGACCCUCCAGAAUGGUAGAUGGUACCCUGGUGCGAUGAUAAUGGCUAACGGUACCAUUCUCGUCGUUGGUGGAGAGAAUGGUAGCAAUGGACCUCCGGUUCCGACGCUUGAAAUUCUUCCUACUCCUGCGGGUGGAUCAACAGUCCUCACCAUGGACUGGUUGCAACUCACGGAUCCGAAUAACCUUUAUCCCUUCCUUUUCGUCCUUCCUUCGGGAGGUGUCUUCGUCGUCUACUACAACGAAGCGCGUAUCCUUAAUGAAGCUACUUUUGAUACCAUUAAACAACUUCCCAACGUUCCCGGCGCCGUGGACAACUUCCUGGGAGGACGUACCUACCCAAUGGAAGGCACCGCCGUUAUGCUUCCUCAGUCAGCUCCUUACACAGAUCCGGUCACAAUCCUUGUAUGUGGUGGCUCGACACCUGGCCCUGCUAUCGCACUCGAUAAUUGCGUGACGACCCAGCCGGAGGUGGAAAAUCCUCAAUGGACCAUUGAACGCAUGCCCUCGAAGCGCGUCAUGACUUGCAUGGUACCUAUGCCAGACGGCACAUACAUGAUCAUGAACGGAGCGCAACAGGGAGUAGCUGGUUUCGGCCUUGCGACAGAUCCAAACCUGCAAGCACUGCUGUAUGACCCGGGCCAGCCAAUAGGAUCGCGUUUCUCCAUCUUGAACACGACGAUCGUUGCACGCUUGUAUCAUUCUGAAGCCAUAUUGCUGCCUGACGGGCGUGUACUCGUUUCAGGAUCCGACCCGGAAGACCCGAAGUUCCCGCAGGAGUAUCGUGUCGAGGUCUAUAUUCCUCCAUACCUUACAUCAGGCCUGACACAACCUUCCUUUACCAUUGAGAACACGGAUUGGGCAUAUGGCCAGCAAGUUCCCAUCACGGUGACUCUUCACCAAGGCACGACGAGUACAAUGAGAGUCUCUCUUAUUGGAGCGGUCUCGAGUACGCAUGGUAAUAGCAUGGGCGCGCGCACAAUCUUCCCAGAAUUUAGUUGCUCGGGCAACACUUGUACGAUUACUGCUCCGCCUAACGCUCACGUCAGCCCCCCUGGAUGGUUCCAACUCUUCGUACUCGACGGACCUACACCUUCCCACUCCCAAUGGGUCCGCAUCGGAGGCGAUCCUGCAGAACUCGGUAACUGGCCACCGUUUGACGACUUCACGCGUCCAGGUGUUUGA
Molecule: messenger RNA, 3060 nt
Organism: Fomitiporia mediterranea MF3/22
Lineage: Eukaryota; Fungi; Basidiomycota; Agaricomycetes; Hymenochaetales; Hymenochaetaceae
Product: copper radical oxidase
Exons: 16
Coding region: 1-3060 (1019 amino acids)
Source: RefSeq, a predicted model, not a curated record